Messenger RNA from Acipenser ruthenus (sterlet), 3757 nucleotides. RefSeq names its product guanine nucleotide-binding protein subunit alpha-13-like. Bases 133 to 1266 code for a protein of 377 amino acids. Gene Ontology annotation, biological process: Rho protein signal transduction; adenylate cyclase-activating G protein-coupled receptor signaling pathway. The record is from RefSeq and is a predicted model, not a curated record. Gene Ontology annotation, cellular component: brush border membrane; heterotrimeric G-protein complex. Gene Ontology annotation, molecular function: G-protein beta/gamma-subunit complex binding; GTPase activity; D5 dopamine receptor binding. The transcript is spliced from 4 exons. NCBI's taxonomy places the organism in Eukaryota, Metazoa, Chordata, Actinopteri, Acipenseriformes, Acipenseridae.
UCCGCACAGCCUGAUCAUUCGAAGCACAGAAGUCACGUUGCGCACCGUGCUCGUCCACCUCCCUGUCGUGCCCCGCCCGGCCUGAGAGCGCGCCCCUUCCCUCCCUGCUGUAUCGAUGAAGUUGGUUCAAAGAUGGCGGAUUUCCUGCCGUCCCGGUCCGUCUUAUCGGUUUGUUUCCCGAACUGCUUGCUCAACAGCGUCGAGGCCGAACAGACCAGAAUCUCUAAGGAGAUCGACAAGUGCAUUUCCCGGGAUAAAACAUACGUAAAGCGGCUGGUAAAGAUAUUACUGCUCGGAGCCGGCGAGAGCGGCAAGUCGACUUUCCUCAAGCAGAUGCGCAUCAUCCACGGCCAGGACUUCGAUCAGCAGGCCAAGGAAGAUUUCCGGGCUACGAUUUACAGCAAUAUUAUCAAAGGGAUUAGAGUACUGGUGGAUGCCAGAGAAAAGCUGCAUAUCCCCUGGGGUGACCCCUCUAACCAAACACAUGGAGAGAAGAUGAUGGCGUUCGACACCAGGUCGCGGAUGGUGGUCCAGGGCCUGGUGGAAACCGAGGUCUUCAUGAACUAUCUACCAUCCAUCCGAGCCCUGUGGGAGGACAGUGGGAUCCAGAAUGCCUACGACAGGCGACGAGAGUUCCAGUUGGGUGAAUCGGUAAAAUAUUUCUUGGACAAUCUGGAUACGCUUGCAAAGCCGGGCUAUCUCCCAAGUCAGCAAGAUAUCCUGCUGGCGCGAAAACCCACCAAGGGAAUCCACGAGUACGACUUUGAGAUCAAGAACGUUCCCUUCAUAAUGGUGGACGUGGGCGGGCAGCGGUCGGAGAGGAAGCGGUGGUUCGAGUGCUUCGACAGCGUCACGUCCAUCCUAUUCCUCGUGUCGUCCAGCGAGUUCGACCAGGUGCUGAUGGAGGACCGGCAGACCAACCGCCUCACCGAGUCCCUAAACAUUUUCGAGACGAUAGUCAACAACCGCGUCUUCAGCAAUGUCUCCAUCAUUCUCUUCCUAAACAAGACAGACUUGCUUGAGCAGAAAGUUCAAGUCGUCGCCAUCAAGGACUACUUCCCCGAGUACGAGGGGGAGCCCCACAGCCUGGCCGACAUCCAGAAAUUCUUGGUGGAGUGUUUCCGCAACAAGCGCCGGGACCAGCAGCAGAAGCCGCUGUACCACCACUUCACCACCGCCAUUAACACAGAGAACAUUCGCCUGGUAUUCCGCGACGUCAAGGAUACUAUCCUUCACGACAACCUCAAGCAGCUUAUGCUACAGUGAUGCUCUCUGGGACUUGUUGUUUUUAUUCCUUUUUAAUUAAUGAUCUUGUAAACAAUUGUUUGUGGGGAUAGAAGGAGAGGGGGGUUACAAGUCUGCAGCACAUGACAUGUGAGUGUGAGAAUAAACGGGAUGCUAUCGGACUCAAUGCUGCAGUAAGACAACUUUUUUUUCAUAGCAAAAACCACCCCUGUCUUUCUCCUUUGUGCUCUCUCUCUCUCUCUCUCUCUCCCUUUUAUUUUCCUUUUGUGGUUACAUUAACACCAAGAAUGAGUAAUUUUGUUUUAAUGACUAACCAAUGUUAAUUGAGAAUUUUAGGAGGACGGUUAAGUAUAUAGGGGUGGGGUGGGUGGGUGCGAUUGACUGGGCGGGAAAUUGUUCCCAAAAAAAAAAGAGCGAGCAGGGUGGUGGCAGAGCACAGAUCUAUUUGUAUGGGUUACUGAGCCUAUAACUGCAGAAUCCUCAAAUGGAGUUUAUAGUGGCUGGAACGUUCAAACCAUAAUUAUUUCACCGUGUUCCAAGCCAAACUGUUUGCCUACCACAAGUCUGGCCUUAAUUUUUAACAUUAUUAUUAUUUUUUUGGUUGUUUUGUUUUAUAACAGGAUGUAUCCAGAAAAGAACAUGGUUUUUGCUUUGUAUUUUUGUUGUGCAGUCUUUCAUGGAAAGUUCUUGUAUGUUACAGGUUUACAGUGCUUGCCUUUUUGUUUAUUACUACUGCUGGAUGUUUAAAAAAAGUAAAGAACUAGGAGAGCACGCUGGCAAACACUCGCUUACACAACUUGAUACAUUUGAAUUUGUGCAGUAGCCUGACAUGCAAAGCCAGAUAGUUGCUAUAGUAUAUGGUAUUAUCUCAGGGGCUGACUUUUGACCACUUUUAUUGCUUGCCUAUAAAGUUACUGUCGAUUUUAGUACCUUAAUGAACAUCUACAAACUGUGUCAAAGGCCAAUGGUGGUAUUAAAUCCAAAAGGCAGACUGUUCGUGUUUAUAUAUAAAACAAAUGUUUAGUGCAGUGAAAUUUUAUAUUUUGGGGGUGACAAAAAAAAAAACCCUAAUUUGAUUUACAAUUUCUUACUGGAAUAGUUUUUUGUAACUGAAUACCAAACUGAACCCCCAUUCAUUUUUAUUUACAAUUUCUGUGUAGUAAAAUUGUGUCUUUUUAACCUGUAAUGGCCUGAAAAGCAGCCUUAUUCAAAGUGCCAGUUUGUGACUAAAAAAGAUUUGUCUUUUUAUAAUGUCUGUCAGGUUUUAUUUUGGCUCUCAAAUUGAUUGCAUACGGGAGGGAUUUUUAAAAGCGUUCAAACUUGCCACUUUUUUUCAAUGGGUUAUAAAUGUUGUAGUGACUCUUGUACAGAAACCAUUCUUAAUUUUCAAAAUAGGUUUGAUAAAGGCGUUGUAUAUAAAUUACGAAGAAGUGUUUUAAAGGCUCAAGUUAUUUUUUAUUGUAAUCUGUAAUCUGAGUGAUUGUCAUCGCCAGUUUUUUUUAUUUGUUAGAUUUUAUUUUAAAGUCUUUUUUGUCUUUUUACAGCAUGCCAAAACAUUUCUUUUUGCUGUUCUGAAAAAAUGCUUUUUUGAAACUGAACAGUUUCAUUUAAAUGUAGUCUUUUUGCUGAGUGGAAAUCUCUGUAAUAGGUGCUUCCCUGAAUUUGACUCGUAAACCAGAAGCCUUACUGCUGUCCAGUUCAGUUGGUAUUGAGAUUAAAGCUUGAUUUUGUUUCUUAUUCACAUUCCAUUCCAUUUCAUCUGUGAGCUCAAACUUAAUGAAACUUCAGUAUUAUACAUUUCAAAAGUCUGUAUCUUCUGAAUAGUGGAAUUGGGGCUUUAGAAAUCUCUUUGUGUUCCAGUUUUGUUUUUUUUUUAUAGACUGUAUCAUCAGGUACUGCACUAUUACAAUGGUGAUUUCCUACUUUGUGAUACUUUUUCGUUUUAACAAUGAGCUGUUCUGUCUUUCAGUUUUCCUUUUAUUUUUGUAACCACCCUAUGCUGCGGGGUUGCACUGUACGAUGACCACGGCAAAAUUAAUAUCUUUUUGGCCCUCGAUCAUAGCAGCAAACAGUUCUUGUCUGGCUUCAGGCUUUGAUUCUGGAUGUAUGCUAUUCCUUGCUCUGCAUAUUGGUCCAAGUGACGAGCUUUCGGCGCAGUAUCUAGGAGGAUGGGGUGGUGUUUGUCCCUCAUCCUAAGAGGAUUUUCAGUUACAGUUGGCUUCUACAUAGGCGCCAGUUGCUGUACAGGGUGGCCUAUAAUGUUCCUUUUGUGAAUGUCUUCAAAAUGUUUUUCACCCAUUUCCUGGGAAGAUAUUCAAUGUGUGAUGUCCCGCCCCCACCCCCACCCCCCCAACCACAACAGUUUUUAUAAAUAAAGCCUUUGUGAAUAUUCCACAUGCUGACAUCUAAAUGGGUUUGGAGUUCUGAACUACAUAGUACAUGUGCAUAAUAUCCUCUGCUGUUAAAAUACUAGUCCAAAAUGAGCACUUUGAAAUAAGAGCCGUCUUUUUUU